AAGGAAGGAAGGACUGUGGGGUGCGGGAAUGAGACGCAUGUGCGUCGUUUCAGUGUGUCUUUCCAUAGGCUCCAGGCCGCACGGGAGUAUUGGGGAUCCCCAGGAAUGUCUCAUCCCAGCACCCAUGUGCAGGACAACCACCUCACAGGAGUGGACAUGCUUAGCUGGCUGUGGACACAAGCUAACAGAAGAGGGCAGGCGAUCCUGGCAGGAGAGCCUUCCUUCCUUCCUUCCUUCACCUCAGUGGCAGGCUGUCAAGAGUUCUUCCCAGGAGGCUGGAGGUCUCCCUCUAUCCUGUACAGACACAACAGAACAGCUACAACCCCUGGAGGGGACCACAAAACAGAGCGAGGCAAGUGGCAGCCAGUGACAAGUGGGUGUAUGCUUCCUUGGAAAGUAUCAAAUCCCCCCCAGCCUGAGUCACCCCAGGGUGUGAACUCAGACCCCACCCAUGCUUGUCUCACGUCCAGAGCUCUGUGGGCUUCCCCGAUGAUACCCCAGGACCUGUCAUAUCUGGGCUGGGACCUCAGCCUUUGCCUCCAGGCAUCUCUCAUCCUUAGAGAAUGCAAAACCCAGCAAUUUCAGGAGGUGUGGCUACACCCCCAUCCCACCCCUCCCAUCCCCCACCCCCAGUGCCCACCUGUUGGCUUAGCAGCCAGGGGCGAUGGCGGGAAUCGGGUGGAGUUGGCUGAGGAAAGUCUGGGCCUGCGCCUUCUGAAGAAACUCCUUAACAGCCCACACUUGAGAGACUCCACCAGCGUGGAUUUCCCAGAUCCCGAGUGGCCGAACAGCUUGAGUUUGAUUCUUGGCUGGAGAUUCUGUGUGGGUCGGAGUUGCUGGAUGAAGAGUCCUCUGUGUGUAUCCUGACAGAGGAAGUGGAGAGGGGGGAAGUGAAGGUCUGAACAGACUGUACCCCAUGGGCCUUGGGCUUUCGGGUCCUGGGUCUGAACGUCCUACACUGGGAAUACAUUUCUCUGCUGUUUCCACAGAAACCGUUUUAAAAUUAGGGAAGCACAUGGCAUGUUCUGAAGUGUGGGACCAUCUCGGCGCUUUUGUCAUCCACAGGAGCCCCAGCCCAUUAGCAGUCACUACCCUCGCCAUCUGUUCAGCCCCUG
Messenger RNA from Cricetulus griseus (Chinese hamster), 1115 nucleotides. Lineage: Eukaryota; Metazoa; Chordata; Mammalia; Rodentia; Cricetidae. The record is from RefSeq and is a predicted model, not a curated record.